CUGCCAAAAUGGACACGGAUUACGAUCGAAAGUUCGAGGAGAUGAAGAAGUACAUACCGUUCUUGGAAAGUAUGAUCAAAAGACUGGAGAGCACCAGCGGUGGAUCAGGUUCAGCGAAUCCUCGACAGGCUCAGCUCGAUAAAAUCAGAUCUCUCAGAGACUUGCUCCUUGACAAAAAGAAAAGGAUGAAAAUGGAGAAUUUACUGAAAUGCGAACAAGUGCUGGUUAAUUUGUACGCAAAGGUUGAACAGCGAGACACUUUGCCGGGAAUUAGACCAGUAUCCGAAAUAUUUCCAUCGAGCUCGCCGAAUUCGGACAGUGAUUUGAUCUCUGUGAGAAACAAGCUAAAAAGUGUAACUUUAAAGCAGAAGAUCAAAGAAGAAGAAACUCUACCAGAGAUAGCUAGACGCAGUGAAACCGAGGAAAUUUGUACUCCCGGUAGUAAGGAGCCAGCUUUGUUUCAAAGACGACCAAACAAAGCUAUAUCGCCUUCUCUAUCAUCUUCGGUACAAAUCGCAGAAAAGAUGUCACUCCAAAAGUCAAGUUCAAAGCGUAAUUAUACUCGCGUGUUAGUAUCUCCAGAGCCAAACCGUCAGCGGUGGUCCAUUGGUGAAGAAAAUACUGCACAAAAACCUUUGUUCAGCAGGAGAUCACCUCGUAGGUCCCCCAAGAGGCAUUCUCCUUCCUACAAAAAGGAAAAAAAAAAGUCUUCCAAUGAAACUAGACAUACUAAGGAUUUAAAUAUUACAUUAAACGUGCCUCAGGAUAGUUUGGAUUCCUUGAAUACUGAUGAUAUCUUGUCACGAAUAAUCAAUUGCGACGAUAAUGACGUUGACAUUGCUACUUUACGUGAUCUGAGAACACAAAUCCUUGGAGAGUUAAAACAAACCGGUGCAAGCGAAGAUAUAUCGGACAUAAUAAUGAAAUCCUACAAAACUAAGAAAAAGAGGAAUGUUAUGAAAGUUAGGAAGAGGGACGAGGUUGAGGAAGGCGAAUUGUCCGAUAGUGAGAGUGAAGCAAUUGAAAGCAUUUAUGGUAGUUUAGUCGUGGUCGAUAAAGACAAAGCUACUUCAGUUCCAAGUGGAACUGAAGACUCUAUUGACAAAGAAAUUCAAUCUCGAAAAAUACAAAUUUGCUUAGUGAUCAAUUCGGAUAAGGAUGAUAAAGGUCAAGAAAUACCGAAAGCUACAGAAGUCUCCGAUUUUGAGAUGUUUGAUGUCAUUGAUUUUGCGAAGCCAACAGAAGAGGAUAAAGAAAAGGAAAUUAUGCAACCACGUACAGUUGAUGACGUCCAAGAUAAAAUGAAACGAUUGAAUGUCUCGCUAAAAGAAAAUGCUUCAAAGCAAGUAGUUAUUACUAUUGACGAUGAUGACGAAAGUAAGAAAACUGUAGCGUCACAAAUAAAUUUGGAAAAUACUAAAGGAGCUGCAAAAGAUUGUGACAAAGACGGUGACAGUAGUUUCAUAGAUCUGUCUAGCACUUCAGAGGCAGAAAAUUCUCCAGAUAAGGCUAAAGAAAGAUCAACUAAAACUCAAACGAUCAAAGCUAACUUUUAUAAACCUUUACAUGAAAAUGAAGUUAUGGAAUUAUCAAAAAAUACGUCGGAAGUAUCUGAUGCGACACAAUUAAUAAAUAAAGAGUCGUUUUUAAAAAGUGAACCUGUUAUAGGUAAAGAAGCAUUAAAGUUACCUGCUGUUAGUACAGGCGAUAAAAGUGAUGUAGAAGUGAAAGAGGAUUCAUUUUUACAUGCUAAACCUGUUCUUCCAAAUAAAGUUGACGACUCCGAACCUGAAGAGUUUCCAAAAAAUGUAGAAAUUCCGCUGCUGAAUACAGAACCCGUUGUAGCUGCUGCACCUGUGAAGAAUGUUUUGUCUGAGAUUGAUAUUCUACAGGCUUUAAAAAAUGAAAUCUUGAGUGAAUCCAUUGCUAUUCCUGGCGCGGAAGGCUCUACUCCACUGCUACAUCAACCUAAGGUUACUAAGGUCGCCAAUACCCAGGAAAUUAUUAAUAAAAAAAGAAUAUCAAUAGAAAAAUACAAGCAGAAGGCAAAUUCCACAUCUACAUCUUCUCUUUUUAUGAAUGAAUCUAAUGUUUCUGCUCCGAGAUAUUAUGAUUAUGGAAAAAAGCAAAGUUUAAAGCUCACUGAAGAAGAAUGUGAAAGAUUUAAUUUUCCAAAAAAAAUAGCGUUGGAUGACAGUUCAGAUGAAGAAGACAAGAAUGAUUAUUCUGCUGACGACAUUUACGGAAAUCUUGCACCUAAAUCGCCUGAAAGUGAUGAUGUGUCUACCGUUGGCUCUUCGACACCAAUUAUUAUUCCUGUUGAUCCCAUAAAACCGAACGUAGUCAGUUCUAAAAUUGAUGUCGACAUGAGAACACUUAUGCCUAUCUUAUCACCAAACUCUGGUAAACCGUUACCAGUACCUCUUCCACCGCCUCUUAUGUCGUUACUUUUACCUGUGCCUUCGCCAAUCGAAUCGAAAUCUGAACUAAAUAAAAGACCACACUUGACGGACCCGCGAGUAAGACGAGAUUUUAAUAAACCCAUGAGCAAAGAAAGUCCCAACCCAUAUAUUUCGAACUCGGAAAGAUCAAGGCAUCCAAAUUACGCCAACAUGACACCUAAUCGGACACCUAGUAUGACACCCAAUGCACGUACAUAUGAAAUGACUCCCUCACACCAGUCAUUGGAUUUAGAAGACAAUUCGAAUCGAAAACAUGUGUAUGCCCCCUUACCAACAUUUGAGUCACGAGAAUCUGACGGAAGAGAAAUUUCUACGCCUGUAUGGGAGACUAAUAUCGAUUCAGUCAAUGAAGGACGUAAAAUACUUUGGGAGGACAGAGAAGACAGAGAUGGGAAUAAUUUGAGAUGUUAUUGGGAAGAACAUGAACGCAAAAGUGAUCGGUGGGAUGCUAGCAGAAGAGGUUCUUCAACACGAGAUCUAGACUAUCAAAAUUCAAGAUAUGAUCAUUCAGACACAUAUCAACAUUCUAGGAGUGAUAGAUACAGUAAUGACCAGAGAGAUGAUUAUUAUAAUCGGCAAGAUUGCCCGCGGACGCCUAAUCACCCUUUCGGAAGAGUGGAUUGUCCCUCUACGCCCAAUCCUUCAUUUGGCAGGCAUGAAGCACCAAUUACACCAAUUCAUUCGUUCGGUAGAUCAGAUUGUCCAACAACUCCUAGCCAUCCUUUCGGCCGAUCUGAUCGUCCUCAAACGCCUAGUCAUGCAUUUGGUAGAUCUGAAUGUCCACUGACUCCUAGCCAUCCUUUUGGAAGGGCAGAUGCAUCGUUGACACCUAGUCAUCACUUUGGCAGAACUGAUUGUCCGAUGACACCUAGUCAUUCUUUCGGCAGAUCUGAAUGUCCAAUGACACCCAGCCAUCCGUUUGGACGCAACGAGAGGAACAUGGCACCAAUGACCCCAAGUCAUCCGUUCGGAAGAUCCGACUAUCAUCAAAAUCAACCUGUUCAGAAAUUAAAAGAUCCAAGGCUGAAUAGGACUACUGAGUACGAAUCCCAAAGACGCGAUGAUGAUAAAGAUCGGGAUUACUAUAGAGAUCGAAAAAAGUCCGAUCACUGUAACAGGUCGCACAAGGAUUCAAGUUCUUAUUACAAUUACAGUCGCGAACAGAGUAUAGGCAGAAAUGAUAGGGAUAAGAAUUAUGAACAAAGAAGACAAAUUAGGGAGCGGACGCCGCAUCGAGAGUCAAGCGUUGGACGUGGUUUACCCAAAGAUAGUGAAAGAUGCUAUACUCAUCGAGAAACCGACAGGAAUAAUGCUAAUGACAGUUGUCAAGAAAAUUUCGACGAUUCAAAAAUGAAUUAUCAACGAGCUUCCAGUGUUGGACGUACUCAUCCUUCCGACGGUAGAUACCGCCGCUCGUCGUAUGUACCUCCACAUAUGCGCAGGAAAAAACAAGAUGCCAAUAACGAUAACACGUUGUCGGUCAAACCUCAAUCUGGACGCUCUUUUAUAAUUGAUACUAGCGUAAAUAGAACAUUCCAAGAAUUCCUAAACGAAAAGGGUUUGCAUCUGCCAGUAUUUGAUCAAUCUUUUGAAUCGCGACGCCAGCGUGCUGCGAGUGUCGGUAGAUCGUUAACUCGAGAACCUAGUAUUGGGCGAACGCAGCGCGAGUCUAGUGUGGGAAGAAAACUCCCUAAGCCUACAGCCGCUACUCAUGAUUCACUAGAUUACAAGGGAAUGGUGAACUUUGUACGAGCACGUAGUAUGAGCAGAGAUUUCGGAGACAAUAAACAACAAAAAACUCUUAACGAGAUUAAAGCAGAUUUUCAAUCUUACAGUGCCAGUUACAAUAAAAAAGAACACACCAAAAAAAAUGACCAAAAAGGCACCUCCCAAACUGUCCGUAGUCGGAAAGAUCUUCACCAAAUGCAACACGUGACGCAACAUCAGCAGAGUAGUACUAAGACCGCUUACUCCCCUCGAAAGAAUCAGAGAGAUCCCAGAGUGAAGCGAGAUCAACAUUAUGACAAUAAAACUAGAAACAGGCAUGAAAGUAAGAAAAAUGCUUAUGGUAUUGUGUAUUCUAGCGAUAAUAUAGCUAAAGGUACUAUACUAGGUUCGGGCUACGGAGUUAGGAAUUAUAAAAUUCCUAAAAUCAAACGUCCAGUUGAAGAAAUGACCAAAGAAGAUCCCAAAGUAAAAGAACAACAAAAAAAGCCAACAGUAGAAAAAAGUAACGUAUCUGAGAAAAAAAUUAAAGAUGCGAAGAUCAAAUUUGUAGACAAGAAAAUGACAAGCGAGAACAAAGAACUCGAAGAAGCAAUUAUCACGGCAAAAGUUAAUAAGAAAGAGAAGAACAGGUCUGAGAUUACGGAGGACAAGAAUCGACCUAACGAAAAAAAUAAAGGCAUAUGUGAUAAGACUGAUAACAAAGCAACUGUAUCGGAUGACAGUACCAAGAGACUAACACGAUCAUCUAAAAAAUGUGAUGUUGCGUCGAAAGUGUCGGUUGAAGUUUCUAGUCAUAAAACCAGAAAAAUUAAAAAGGUCAUUAUUGAAUCCGACUCCGAUUCUGAAGUAAAGGAAGUUAAACAAGUUGAUAACAAUCAAUCUAAAAUUGGAGAAACGACUGAAAACAUUGAUUUAUUUAAUUCCGGUUUUGGUAUCUACGAUCUGGGAAUAUUUCCAGGUAAUAGCGGGGUUGUUGACGUUGUGGCAAAUAUAAAUGAUUUAAUUGCAGAUCUGGAUAAAGAAUUGGAAAACAAUAAAUCUGCUGAAGACAAUAAUCAGUUUACUCAAGAGUUAAGCCUUGAAAAUAUGCUACAAAAUAUUAACAGCCCCGAAGCCGAGAAUUCGAAAGAGAGAUCGGUGGAAGAAUCUUUACAAGAUAUAUCAGAACUUAUCAACAAUGAUUUAAAAGAUGCAGUUGAUACGCCGUCUUCUUUACAUGAAAAGAAAAUAGAUCCUUCAAUACUAGCAGGUCCUGAUUCGGCACCGUCGAAUGUGCCAAUUAAAAAUUUUACAAAAAUUGAAGAAGAAAAGAUCAAUGAAGCUCAAACAAAAAAAAUAAAUAAAGUUUCUAAAGUAUCAGAGUUGGUGGAAAAGAACAGUUCAAAUGAUUCAAAUAAACUGACUAAUGAAUCUAUUGUAUCUACGACUAAAAGUGCGGAGCAAAAAAUUGAUGAUAAAUUCGUAGACACAGUAGACGAUCUAAGUUCUACUCCUGAUAGUACAAUAAAUACGAGUGACGUAGUUCAACACAAACCUUGUGAGGCAAGCUUACCAGAUAGUACCAACGAAUUGCACACCGAAAACUCGGAGAUAACAUCUACUCAUGAUGCUGGUAUCAAAGAUACCUUGGUGCUUAAUUCUUUAAAUAACAACGGCACACCUGAAAUCGGUUCCAUCAGCAACCUGCUUUCUAUAUUACAAAAUAAAUCUAAAAUUAACGAGUUACUUUGUAUGCUGGGAGGAAAGUCGAGUGAUAAUGACAAAAUGAUGAAGAAAUUGGAGAAACUGAAAGAGUUAGUGUCUGAUGAAGAGGACACUAAUGAUGACUUAGAUAAAAAUGAAACGGAGGGAAUAUCAAACCAAAAUGAAAUGCCUGAACUUGAGGACAUCAAAAAACCUCAAGAUAAGCCAGUGCUACCGAUUGACUCUACAGAAGUACAUUUAGAAACUUUUGAAAAAGACACAGAAAAAGCAAAUGAAGCUCCUGUACCAGAUGAACCAGCAAGUGACGACAAAGGCACAGAAGAACACGUUAACACCACGUCUGAAAAACUGACAAGAGGUAGACCGGGCAAAAAAGCACGGAAAAGCAAAUUAAAAGCAGAGAAGAAAAUUAUGUCAACCAAAGCAAAACGAGUUACCAGAUCAGGUACUGUUUUAAACACUGGGAAACCUAAAGCGUCAAGAGAACUAAGGCAACUACAGAAUGAUAUCAAAGAAAUGUUUAUAAGUGACGAUAUUUUAAAUGCUACGGGAAUAAGGAUGUGCCGCCUGGCGAAGCUUGUUGAUGAAAAACAAGAAAACCAAGACGGGGAAAACACAACUGUAAUCGAACCAAAACCUGUAGUCGUUCUGCAGAAAUUUAAAGAAAAAGAACUUCUCGAAGACAAGGCACUCAAAAUUAAAAAGAAGCCUGGGCCGAAACCAAAACCUAAAGUGACUAUUAACGACAGUCAUUCUGAUGUAGAGAAUAAAACAGAAAUAAUUAAAACACCUCCAAUAAGACGUAAGCCAGGUCCAAAAUCAAAAACUAAAAUUUCUCAGGACGAAUUAGAUCCUUACGCGUUCGAAUCAGAUUCAGUUAGCGAUAUUACUACAUCACAACGAAGCGAAGACAUGCAAAAUAGUUCUGAAUCAGAAAGCGAAUCUCUUGCAUCAUCUAAAAGUUUUGAAAGUACUGAAGCAUUAGCCGAUUUAAAGAAAAAGAAACGAAAGCGGCGUUCAGGCUGGUCGUCGGGAGUUAUAGCUAAAAGAAAGAAAAAGAUUGAUGCAAAACAGAAAGAAUCUUUGGAACGUGAGCUUUCACCUGAAAUACUACUACAAAAGAAAGUAAAUUUUCCAGAUAUGUCUUGUUUUGUAGACAAAACGUAUUGCUUUUAUAGAAAUAUUUCUAUAUACCCAUGUCGAUUAUGUGAAUAUAGCGGUAGUGAUAUAGUUCAUCAUUAUAAAAAGCAACAUCCUCAUUCUGAAAUACCUCUGUCUAGGAUGAAUGCAACUGUCGCUCGUGAAGCCAUUGAACAAUGCGAAGAUAUUGACUUCAAUGCUAUGAGUAGAUUGCCUUCGGACAAAUUCAUAUGUCGAUUUUGUUACAAAGAAAUGUAUGGUAAAAGGGCUCUACUGGAAACAUUCUUUUGGCACGUGGUUAGCAUGCAUACAGGAGAAUACAAACAACUUUGUCCGGAAUGUGUCAAUGUUGUUCCCUGCCCAUUUAACUUGGACAUACCUCCACCUCCUAAGGACAUUAAAGGUCAACUAAUCGGGUAUAUUUGUGGUAAAUGUAACUUUACACAGAUAUCUCUAGAAAACCUAAAAAUUCACGUGAUUGUCCGUCACAAUGAUGAACAAACGGAGGUAUAUACCAUAAAUUUGGCUAUCAUGACGAAGAAAACCUUAGCGGCUCUUAUGAAACGUCAAUCUAUUAUUUCUGAACCUCGUUUACUCAGAAGUCGCACUAAUCUAAGUGUAACAGAAACCAGUGGCGAUCGUAGUGAUGAGUACAGUGAACUAACUGAUAUAAGUUAUCAAACAACUGAAUCAAAGAAAGAUUCAGAUAUUCAAGAUAGAUCCACUCCUAAAAUCCCCGUUCAUUCAAAACUUACUUUUGAAAGUGAUGAUACCCCUAACUUGCCUCCAGAAAACAUAAAAAUCGAAAAAGAAGAUAAUCGAGAAGAAAUGUUUGAAGCACAUAGCGCCGCUUUUGUAGAUCUGGCACCAGUUUCAGACAUUUUAGAUUAUCCGCAUUUUAAAAUCAGCUUCAAAGAUGCUGGUGCUAAAGAAUACAUUUGUUGUAUAAAUGGAAAUGACAAUCAUUAUAAAACUUCACUCUUGAUUUCUAUGAAGAAACAUGUACAGAUAAAGCAUUCUGAGAACUGGGAUGGGUAUUGUUUCGUUUGUAAAGUCAUUGUCAUGCCUCAAGGGAAACAUAGCUUCAGAGACUGCUUGCAACAUAUGCUAGAUAAACAUAUUGAUACUUUCCCUGUUUUGGCAAAUAUGGAGACUACAGCAGAAAUUGCUACUACUUCCCCAGAAGACGCAGGAAUUAAAACUUCAUGUUCUCUAGAAAAACCAACCGUUGAAGAGCCACCUUCUUCGAAAUCAUACAUAAAUGUUCGGCCAUUGUCAGAUCUAAUGUCAAAAGAAAAUGAAAUUCCUGCUGCUGAAGGUGAUUCUGACGCUUUACCAAAAAUACAAAGUGUCAUAAGCUUAGGCGCUCACUGUGUGGAACCUUCAAACCCAACCCCCCCUGUAGACAAAGCUAUGCAAAAUAUGUUAACCCCACCAAAACUUCAGGAACAGGUUCGAUACGAAGAAGCUCAAGCUGAAAUUAUGUCAAAAAAGCAUCGAGUGGUUCUGGAUGCCAUGUUAGUUCCGGAAAAGUUAAUACAAAUCUUCAAAUGCGCAGGUCGCUUUUGUUCAUUCACGACGGACUCUGCUGAAGCCGCAUUAGUACACGCUUCUACUCAUCAGCGCAUUGGCGGAGAAAACGCUCUUAUGUGUGCUUAUUGUGACUCCGAUGCUAAAGGAAACGGAAUUGAUUUGAUCACGCAUGUGUUUAAAAAUCACGCCUACUGUCAUUAUACUUGCGGGUAUUGUUUCUAUCGGGCGGCCGCCAGUCAGUUAGUGCGAGCUCACAUGAUCAGAGUUCAUGGCAUUCAACAUGCUCAAAGUGUUGUUUACCAAAAUUCAGUAUCCGUAACGACCAAUGAAGACAAAGCUGACAUUUUACCGCGAAAUCUGGCUGUUCAGUACUACAUUUGUGCUGCGUCGAAUUGCAAGUUCAAGACGUUUACUCAAGGAAAAUUCUCCGAGCAUUUGAUGAAACAUGAACCGCCGCAUUCGUGUCAUAUCUGCUCGUCCUCUUUUCCAAGUCCUGGAGAAGUAAUUCAACAUUUGAAAACUCAUGGACUAAUGCUGUAUCAGUGUACAUGGUGUGUAUAUGGAGCCGAAAAUGAAGGAGAUUUAUUGCAACAUGCAUCAGCCAAACAUCCGUCUAAAAUUCCGCAAGCUUAUUUGAGAGUCAUUACUCAAAAAGAUGGAAAUGCGUCAAAAAUGAUGGUACUGCCUUUAGCUCAGCUAAACAAAUCUAUUGUACAAGUCCAAGUCUUGACUGCUGCUAACAAAACUGAUGAUCCUUCUAGAGAAGCAGAAAGGGCUAUUGACUUGGAAAAACUGAUCGGUUCGGUAAUAUUACCGACAAUGGACACUACAGCGACAUUAACGGUUGUUCCUGAUAAUGACCCAAAUAUUGAAUGCACGCACCCGCUGGACACAAACUCGGAAAUUAUGGAUCAAAUACCUCAUGAGCCAACAUUAACUGAUGAUUCAGAAAUGGCAACAUUGAUUCCAGAACCGCCUCGUGUAUUAACUUCAGUACCGCCCACAGAGAUACCAACUGAAGAGCAAAAUUUACAAUUUACACCUGUGCUUAAAACCGAACCAAUUGAUGAAACCCCUACAAAAGAUAACCCGUCAAGUGCAGAUGUUAUUUGCUUGGACAGUGAUGAGGAAGAUUCUCGAGAUACAGCCCAAAAUAUAAUAAGUCUCUCCGAUGACGACAGUGCCACUUCCACAGAAAAUAUGAAGACUGAAGAUAAUUAUGAAAAGUUUUCAGCUUCCGAUUUGUAUAAAUGUUCUGGUUGUUCUGUUGUCUACAAAUCUCCGGCGGCAUUUAAGAGGCAUAUUAUAUCAUGUAGAAGUAAAAUGGAUAAAUUUAACUGCGCUCACUGCCCUAAAACAGUGAAUUACUUGGACGAACUUCUAAAGCAUUAUACCCAGGACCACGGGGCCUGUCCAAAAUUACGCAGACAAAAGUCACAAACAUACACAAAGGAACAGCGGAUGCAAAACUAUGUAUGUGGCAUUUGCGAUUACAAAGGUUCGAAACUUUUUUUCAUAAAAAGUCAUUUAAAGAAUUAUCAUGGAGUUACGAACGUCAUUGUGGUUUCAAAACAUUUAGACGAUGGUGGAUUUUUGUACACUGUUCGCGAUGCCCCAGGACCCAAAAGAAACCUUUCUGCUGGUAGCACAUCUGAACAAACUCCACCAAAACGUAAACGCUACAGUCCUCGGGACUUGAAUCAGUUACCAACAAGGCCCAUCUUCGAUGAACCGGCCUUCUGCUCUGAAUGUGAAUUCAGUACUAAAGUGCUUCCGAAUCUUGUGAGACAUCUACAGCAACACGCCGAAGCCCAGGCUGUGCCGUCUACUGUACCUGUUAACCCUGUACCCCAUCUUGAGACAAAUGAAAAACAUUUCGAUAAGAUGAUCAAUCUUGCUUCUAGUUCACUAAUAAAUAAAAAUGAUAAACCCUCCCGAAGUGAGAGGACUCCUUCGGUGACUCUACUGAUACCACCUGAAGCCGCUGCGCGAUAUCCUAAAUAUGUGCCUGAGAGACGACGUCACACAUGUGGGGCUAAAGACUGCUCUUACAUUUCUGUCGAUGAAGCCAUGCUCAAAUGCCACUGGGAAACUCUUCACACUGGAUCUAAUAACUUUCAUUGUGUCCACUGUCCUCCUUAUCAACAUUUAGACACUUCGAGACCUUUGACAGCAGCUCGUAUUAUCGCUCAUUUAAAAAUGCACGAUGUACGGCUCUAUGCUUGUUCGUCUUGUUCAUACUAUCACUAUCGAAGACAAGUGCUUGAGAAACACUUGGCUGAGAAUCACAAGGGAGCAGGGCAGGUCAUGAUAGUAAGAGAGGAGGCAACUAAUCAGGCUCCCGCUGGUGCAGGUCAAGCUGCCCCUGCGACUCCCACUAUGGAUUUAAAACCGUGGCAAUGUGGACUGUGUAAAUAUAAGAACAUGCUUCGUCAAGAAGUGAUCGAGCACUGUUCAAAAGUGCACAAUUCGAAAUGGCAGUACAAGUGCCCAAAUUGUCCAUUCAGAGGAUCUACAUUGGAGAACGUGUCCAAUCACCAGUCUAGAGUACAUCCUGAGAGUCAUGACGAUGUGUUUUACUAUUAUUACAGAGAAGGUUCAUUUCCUGAAGAGGCCGAUGGUAUUCCGCGAUGGCAAAAACAGCGACAGAAAAUAAACUCUGAGUGUGAAGUGAAAACGGAAUCUCAAACUGAAACGGAAGCACCAGUCCCUGGUAUUACUUCACCAACACCAGCCUCUGUAACAGCAGCAAAGUCUGUCACAGUUAAUCUUAACUUAGUGAAAAAGGAAGUAGUAGACAACGAAACUGAAGAAUCGAUUGAACAGUUGUACAAGAGGUUCGGGUCGUUAUGUAAUCCAAAUGGCUUGAAAUAUAAGUGUCCUCUGUGUAAAAUCGUUAUGGAAGACAGUAAGGAUGCUAUGCAGUCACAUUUAUACGAAGAGUUGCAGUAUAGGAAAUGGGGUUGCAGUAUUUGCAUGUACAAGGCGUUUCAUAAAACUGGUCUUAACGAACACAUGUUUAUCGAGCACAGUUUUAGACAAGUCUCAAGACAUCAAGAAUUAAUAGAACUACCAACGAACGUCAAUAUCGAAAAGUGGGUUACGAAGGUCCUUGAUCAUCAAACGGAUAUAAUUGCAAAGAACAAAGAAAACUUAGACAAACAAAAAAUACAAACUCCAAAACCUGACGCGACAUCAACGACGACGUCUACGCCUCCUUUUAAAACAGUCCAGACCUCGGAUAAUGUUAGUGUUGGAGCGAAAGAAUUUGAUAAUUUGAGUCAAGCUUUUGGAAAAUUUGGAUCCCCCAAAAAUAUAGACUUUUGCUGCCCUAAAUGUGAUUUACAAACCAGAGACGAAAAUGUAAUGAAAAAUCAUUUGGAGUUAGAAUUGAACAAAAUAAGGUGGCGAUGCAGUAGUUGUAGUGAUUAUUCACAGAAUUAUCACGAAGCGCAGUUGCAUUGCAAGACUUGCAAAAAUUUGCGCCCAGGCCAGAGCGCAAGACCGAUCGAAGCUGUGAGGAAUCCAUCCAUGAGAGUGGCGUGGGUCAGCGCUGUCAUAGACACCCAAAAACACACGAUGAAACAGCAUGAAAAUGUGUCUCCGUCCUCCUCAAAGGAUGACCAAUCCAAUCUCUUUGACACGAUCGAUAAUUCUCUGCUAGCUGUCCGCUAUGAAGAAAAAGUACCCACACCUGAAGAAGAGAUGCUUCAAAGGAAAAAAGGCACGCCUUCUGCGUUCACGACUCCUGCUGCCACAAGUCCUGACAGCGACGAUGAAAGAUUAGUCAUAGAUGAACCAACAACAGACGAAGCUGAAACUCCACCGAAAAAAAAAUUAGAAGGCAAAAAAAAAUGUAAAUACUGCGACUUCACCACUAAAUACAGCCAAGCAAUGUAUACUCACACGUUAAGGCAUUACAACUUGAUGCCUCUUAAUUGUGCAUUCUGCGGGUUUUCCUGCCAUAAAGCAUCUAUGUUCAAUCAUUUUACGUACUAUCACCCAGGUGAACCAGAAAAGUAUACUAAAACACCAAUCCCACCUGGUCCGCCAGUUAUAAUUAACCUGGAAAAGAAAAGGUGUCGCAGAUCGUUGUCUGAUGAUUAUAAUACUACUCACAAGAAGGAAAAAGAAAAAAGCGAAAGCGUUCCUAAAAAAGAGGAAUCACAACCAAAGGAAGAUGCCCCUAAAACUGUUUGUUUAGUAUGCGAAAAGGUUGUUUCUGAGUCAGAAAAGAGCUCUCACUUCCACGAUAAAAUCCUUGUAACUUACGCCAAGAAAGGAGAAGUCGUCGUUAAAUGUUGCAUUUGUCUCGCUCUUUUACUUGACGACAAUGCAAUGCAAGAACAUCAUGCCGCUAACCAUCCCGGCACAUCAAUAAACUACGCGUAUUUCAAGCUAAAUUACGACACUAGAGAGAUACUUUGUUGUGGUUACUGCAAAAAAGGUUUUAAGUUUAUUCGAGAAUUACGAACACAUCAUAAUACAUUGCAUUGUUCGUUGUCAUUUAAAUAUGAAAUUAAGCCAUAUACGCCAGGCGCUCACGACCAUCUAGAUAGUGAACAAGAGGGCACAUCCUGUGCCAAAAGGAAGAAUGAUAAUUCUACACUACCUCUACCAAAGAGAGUUGCAAGAAAAUCGACAACGAAAUUACCUUAUAGAACUGUUGCUCGGAAGUCGACUACGAAACUUCCGUUCCAGGAAUCUGAUCUGGAACGGGAAAAAUUCUCAUAUUACGGCACAAAACCAACACCUAUAGAGCAGCUGGAUAAAGUUAACCUGAUCAUGUCUUUCUCCAACACAAUGAUGCCUAUGACGCUUAGAAAGUUGAGUGAAUUUAUGAACAUUGAUCCCAAAGUUAUUGUUAAAGACUGCAAAAAGUAAUUGAAUACUAUCGACUGAUAAGUGACAUCCAGUGAAAGUUAUUAUAAGUAUUAUUACUUCCGUAAACUCUUUGUUAGUGAUUUUGAUAUUCUUCUGCCUAGUUAAAGUGGUGAGAAAAAACCUAAUCUGUGAUUAAAAAGACAUUCUGUAUUAAGCAAUCAUUAGUAUUAAGUAUGUUUCUAGAUUUAAUCUAAUAUUAAAAUUGCAUUUGUAUCUUUUUUAAGGAAAAAUACUUUGAGUUCCUGUUGAUUCUUUUUUGUAGAGAAAUGGUCUUUAGCUUUUAGUCGUGACUAUAUCUUAAAAUUUUGUUAAGCGAACUUUGGGUACCUAUAUACUUCGCACUAACUAGUUGAAAAGGUAGUUCUCCACAUUUCAUUAAAAGACGAGUACUUAAGUAAUAUAUAUACCUAAUGUAUGUUAUGAUCAAUGUGGUAAAUUUACGUGUAGAUUUACUGAUUAUACAUAAGAUGGUGCCAAUUAUGUAUGUAUUCAUCAUUCGAAUAACUAUAAAUUGUAGUAAUGUUGCAUUCGUUUUUUCUGCAAUGUUUUUGAUUCUUAUAAGCUUAAUAAUUAGAGCAUAAAAAAUGAGCAAAUUUUUGGUUUACGAUUUUGUAAAGUCACAAAAUUGUGCGAAACUUUUUUAGAAUUUAAGAAAUCUCAUGCCAAUUAUUUGUUUUUAUGAGACGACCUUCGUGGUCGGGUCCUGGGUUCGAUCCUCGGCCGGGUCAAUGUAGAAACUUACUUUUUGUUUACUGUCUCUGUUCUGAUUUCCAUACGUGCUUCAGUUACUUAGGAUCAGAGUACUACGUACGUGAUGUCUACCAUGUUUAUCUAAAAGUCUUUGUAAGACGCGUAAAGGAAUCACCACACCUAUCGACUAUGAAUAGAGUUAAGCCGUUCAGAAAAAGAUUUAUGGAAAGAGACGUGCGCUACGCGUCGCCGUCGGUGCUCCGAGCGGAAUGCAUGGACAAAAAGAUGUUUAUGACCGUCUCGAGCCAAUUCCGCGUUAGUAAGUGUGGUGACACCGUUAGACUGAAAGGCAAUUUUUUGACGAAGAAUGAGAGGAAGCGAAUCUUGUAUUAUCAUCAAAUAUUUCACUUUGAGUUGACUGUACUUUAAAAAGGUAUACUAUUUUCCUAAUGGCAAAAUUUUUAUUACUUGUUGAAUGGAUUCAUAAACCGUAGCAGGAGUCGUCUUUUACGUUUCUCAUUCAUCAUUAUACAUGAUAGUAAGUGUAAAAUAUAAUAAUUUUGAUUACAG
Hyposmocoma kahamanoa is the source of this 14711-nucleotide messenger RNA. RefSeq lists its product as uncharacterized. Gene Ontology annotation, biological process: regulation of transcription by RNA polymerase II. The record is from RefSeq and is a predicted model, not a curated record. Bases 9 to 13451 code for a protein of 4480 amino acids. Gene Ontology annotation, molecular function: RNA polymerase II transcription regulatory region sequence-specific DNA binding; DNA-binding transcription factor activity, RNA polymerase II-specific. Gene Ontology annotation, cellular component: nucleus. NCBI's taxonomy places the organism in Eukaryota, Metazoa, Arthropoda, Insecta, Lepidoptera, Cosmopterigidae. The transcript is spliced from 8 exons.